UGCUGUGCAGAUUUCGUUGUAUGGCCAAUGCUAUGGCCGUACAGCGCAAUAUGGUUGUCCUACUGGCUAUCCUUCUGGGCUCCUUGUAUGGCGCAAGUGCUUUUACGAUGGACGAGCUUGCCAAGGAGGUCAAGGGGAGCCUCUACAACCAGACGCAAAUCAUCUCAUCCAGUGGUUACCUACGUGGGGAGAUACCUGCAGAAGUGGGACGCUUGACAAACCUCACCGAACUUAGUCUUGAUUACCAAGGCCUCACAGGCCCCAUUCCCCCCGAGCUCGGAAACCUGGUAAACCUUGUUUCACUCAGCCUUAAGGUGAACAAGUUAACCGGACCCAUUCCUUCCAACCUGGGCAGCUUGUCGCGGCUGGUCGAGCUUGACUUAUCCGACAACCUUCUAGAGGGCCCCAUUCCCCCCAGCCUCGGCAACCUCUCUCGCCUCAGAACCGUCGAUUUACGCUUCAACCAGUUCAAUGCCCCUAUUCCCCCCGAAUUCGGACGCCUCUCGAGCUUAGAAAACCUUUGCAUCAGUUCCACCCAGCUCAUUGGCAACAUCCCCGCUGAGCUCGGGGCCUUGUCGAACCUCACCACUCUUGCUCUGCACCGCAACCAGCUCGUCGGCCGUGUCCCUCCCAAACUCGGGAGACUGGCGAACCUUACUGAAAUGAGUCUCAGGCUCAACCAGCUCGUCGGCCCUAUUCCACCGGAGCUGGGUCGCCUUUCCAAGCUCUCUACUUUGUCCCUCUCGUCUAACAACCUCUCCGGCUCCAUCCCCCCCCAGGUCGGCGACCUGACAAACCUGCGAACCCUCAACUUUGAAAACAAUAGUCUCUCCGGGGAGAUUCCUCCAGAGUUGGGUCGCCUUUCCAAGCUCUAUACUUUGUCCCUCUCGUCCAACAACCUCUCCGGCUUCAUCCCCCCCCAGUUCGGCAAUCUGACAAACCUGGGAUACCUCAGCUUUGCAAAUAAUAGUCUCUCCGGGGAGAUUCCUCCAGAGAUGGGGAACAUGAGGAACCUUUAUUUUCUCGACCUUGCAAACAACUUCCUUUCAGGAGCGAUACCCACCUCUCUUGGCCAGUUGACCUCCCUUGGCGUCCUUAACCUUGUCAACAACAGCCUUUCUGGCCCUCUGCCUUCAGAGCUCGGGAACCUUCGCUUCCUCCAAAACCUUCUCUUGGCCAAUAACAGCCUUUCCGGCCCCAUCCCCUCUGAGUACUCCAAGUUCCAAAAUUUGAAGCAGCUUUUCCUCAGUCACAAUAGCCUCUCUGGGCACUUGCCUAUAGCGCUUGGGAGCUCCGCAAAUCUCAGAUAUAUAGGCCUGAGCUGGAACAACCUAUCGGGCCCCAUUCCUCCCGAGUAUGGCGAUCUGUUCGAAACCCUGUAUUACCUUGGUCUCAACAACAACAACCUGUCGGGCACGAUCCCCGCCAAUCUUGACUACCUGUUUAACUGCAAGGUUGACUUCUCCAAUAAUCCGGGGCUGAGUGGCCCAAUCCGACCUCUGCUGCUCCAAGUCCGAGAGCAGAAUGCCAGCAAUAUCAUGGGCACCAACUUAACGGUGCCUGUGGCCUCUUGCAUCUCUCUCUCUGACUUUGCGGCCCUGACACAGCUCACUGCCCUGUCGUUGUCAAAACGCAACAUCUGUGGCACUAUCCCCCCGGAGAUGGGCAAUCUAACCCGCCUGACGGAGCUUGACCUGUUCAACAACAACCUGACGGGACCCAUUCCCCCUGAACUCGGCAAGCUGACUCUCUUAACUGAGAUCAACCUCGGCUUCAACAACUUGUCCGGUCCCAUCCCCACCGAGUUUGGCAACCUCAAAAACCUGACCUACCUGUAUCUCUAUUUCAACAAACUCAAUGGCAGUAUCCCGCCGUCUCUUGGCGACCUGUCGGGGUUGCGUAUCCUUGAUUUCUACGGCAACAACCUUACCGGUCGCAUCCCGCCCGAAUUCGGCAGGCUAUCCGAGCUAAGAUUCCUUCGCUUGGGAAGUAACCGGCUGACCGGUGGCAUCCCUCGCGAAAUCGGCAACCUUAGCACCAGCCUGUCACUCUUGGAUCUGGAGAACAACCUCCUCUCGGGCCCAAUUCCCCCGGAGAUUAGCGGCUGCCGUUUCCUCGGAUACUUUGACCUCGCCAACAAUAGCUUCUUCGGCGCAUUCCCCCCCGAGAUCGCGGCAAAACCAGGCCUCGUACGCCUCAACCUCUCCUUCAACGCCUUUUCGGGUCCCAUUCCCCCCGGGCUAGACAACCAGACCGGCCUAACCCUUGUGGAUCUUCACAGCAACCAAUUCACGGGUUCCAUCUCCCCUGGCCUCGGCAACGUUCUCUCCCUCGAAACACUAGACCUUCACGACAACAACCUUUCAGGCCCCAUCCCCCCAUCCCUCGGCAAGCUAACGGGCUUGACCCUGCUCGAUCUCUCCAACAACAGCUUCCUUGCUGGCGCGGUCCCCCCCGAACUAGGCCGCCUGACGUGGCUCACAGGUCUGGACGUUUCUCUCACCAACGUGUCCGGCCCCGUUCCGCCGGAACUCGGUAACUUGGCCGGAAACAUGACGUCACUCGGGAUCCCGGGGCCCUUGCCCCCGUGGCUGGUGUCCUUUAGUAACCUGACGUUCCUGAGGUCGGCGUCUCCUGCUGACGUGGCGGCAGGGGGUUGGCUGGACGUGUCUGCCGCUCCAGCGAACUGCCAGUUCAUCCGGUGGACGGGAGGCGCGGUGACUGACGUCACGUUCUGGGACGCGUGCACGGGCGGGAACGGGUGUGUGGUCGACCUUACGGACACCGGAUCUAAAUUGUCUCAGAGGGCAAAACGCGAGAUCUGCCUUGGCAAGAUCUCCGUCUUCCUCGAGGGCGAUGCGCCUUCGGUGGUGCGCGAAACCUUCAACAAAGAGGGCAACCAGACUGGCGUAUACACUUCCUACUAUCUGCGCAACAAGCGCGGCAUAUAUUUCCUCAACGACACAGGCUUUAUUGACAGGAUCGACCUCGGGCCCGGGGGCGCCGCCUAUACCGGGGUGGGUUUCACCCGAGUUCAGGAGGGCAACCUUUGUGGAAACCCGGAGGCGCCCGAAGUGGUGGCCGUUGUGUACGGCGUCUUCGUCGGCCUCCUGCUGGGUUCCACGAUAACCCUUGUGAUAACCCUCCGUUGCCGGAAGGGGCGUGAAAAGAACGAGAAGGGCAACCGGUUUCUUUUCACGUUGGCAUCCUAUGCUUGGGGUAUCGUUAGUGGGGUGAUUCCGUGGGUGGACCUGUAUACGGACAUCACGGUGUUGGCUCAAGUGUGGGGGGCUUGGCCGAUGUGGGUUAUCCUGGUGUCGGUGUUGUCGCCUUACGCGGUGGCAGGGUACUACGGCGCGAGAGAUGCGGUUAGGUUCCUCCCGUGGCGGCCGUUUCGUGGGUUCCGUCGCUUCUUCCCCCCGCCGGACGAAGCCAGCCUGACCCCCCUUCCUCGCGGGCCGGCCCGUUGGGACCAGCGCAUCCUGGCACUUUGCGCGUGGCCUAUCGCCACCGUUUGCGUUCCGGUCGGAGACGUCGUGGGGGCGCUCGGGAGAGUGGGUUUCUGCCCGGUGGUGGGCAAUCGGGGCUACAGCCUGGAGUUUUACCUCCAGUCGCGGCUCAUGCUGGAGCUGCUUCUCGAGUCUCUGCCCCAGGCGGUCUUCCAGACCACGCUGUAUCUGCUAGGCAGCUCCCGCGCAACGCGGAUCUACAUCGACGAGCCGAUCUUCGUGCGGUCUAUCGGCAUCUCGCUUGUUAGCAUCCUCUUCCAGUACUGCUCGACGCUCUAUGAAUCAAUGGCGGAACGGCAGCCGUUCUGGCGCUGCUUUUGGCGGCGGGUGCGGCUCGGCGCGGGGCCCUGUCUAAUUGUUGCGCCGCCUAAAAGCACGGGCGACGAUUUUGAGAAGCUGGGACCGGAGGCGAACGAUCUGUUGGGAAAGCCGGAAGUCGUUGCUGCAGGUCCGGGAUGCUGAAUCUGGAGCGGUUGCACACUGCCUCCGGUGACCCGUUCCGUAAGUACAUUGAGCCUCCCGGGCAGACGCAACUACCUGUGGCUCGGGGUGUUAAUACAGCGUUCGCUUUGUCGCCGCAGUCUUAUAGUACUAGAUGAUAG
Klebsormidium nitens is the source of this 4111-nucleotide messenger RNA. NCBI's taxonomy places the organism in Eukaryota, Viridiplantae, Streptophyta, Klebsormidiophyceae, Klebsormidiales, Klebsormidiaceae. The record is from the annotation of a GenBank genome assembly.